Molecule: messenger RNA, 2324 nt
Organism: Asterias rubens (European starfish)
Lineage: Eukaryota; Metazoa; Echinodermata; Asteroidea; Forcipulatida; Asteriidae
Product: cytochrome c-like
Exons: 3
Coding region: 116-460 (114 amino acids)
Biological process (GO): mitochondrial electron transport, cytochrome c to oxygen; mitochondrial electron transport, ubiquinol to cytochrome c
Cellular component (GO): mitochondrial intermembrane space
Molecular function (GO): heme binding; electron transfer activity
Source: RefSeq, a predicted model, not a curated record
CUCGCGUGCGCGUGCGCAUUACUUACGCAAUUCCCUUUUUGGCGUCCGCGUGUGGAAAAAUACCAGUUGAAAAAGCUCCUGUAAUUUCGCUUAUAUAUAACAAAUCAAGAUCAAAAUGCCUGAGGUUGAAAUCAAAAACGGAGAUGCUACAAAGGGUGCUGCCAUCUUCAAGCAGAAGUGUACCCAAUGCCACGUCAUAGAUAAUUCAGGCAAACACAAGCAAGGGCCCAAUCUAAUGGGGUUAUGGGGACGAAGAACGGGCCAAGCAGCAGGAUUUAGCUACACAGAUGCAAAUAAGAACAAAGGAGUAACGUGGGAGAGAAAGACAUUGUUCUCUUACCUGGAAAACCCUAAGAAAUACAUCCCAGGAACGAAGAUGGUCUUCGCUGGCUUGAAGAAGAAGAAGGAACGAGAAGAUCUUAUAUCAUACCUGGAAGCCGCCACACAGGGGAAAAUGUAACCUUUGAUGCAUCAUCUUACAACAUUUGACCUCUGAUGUCUAAGACAAUAUUUACUGUGCUGCCUUUACGCUUUUUGGUUUUUAUUUUAUGAAGUGAAAUUUUCAAGAUUUUCACAGUGCAUCUACAUCGAGCGGUUACUUAAUACCACAAGUCUAAAAAACCACGCUGAUCAUUACUGGCAAAACAAGGAAGAAAGCAUAUAUUAUUCCAGGAGCCGAUUUCACAAAGCACUAAAGAUUCAUCUUUACUUACAAUGAGUUGUUUGACAUAGUGUUGAGACAUACCACUUUGCUUAGCAAUUAAGCUGAUCAACCCAAACUGUUUGUGAAAUUGACCCCUGUAAUGUUUGAACAUGUACAUUACUUUAUAUUUAUGUUCUCUUGCUUUUAUGACUGUUAAUACAUAACAUAUCAAGUGGGUUUCUGUAUGACCUGACCACUCUUUCAUUCUGUAGCCACAACUUAUUCUUCUCUAAUUCUUGAAAUUGAUUUGUGAAUAAUUUAACGUAUUUGUGACAUAAGCUGGAUAAUAUUUAAAAGAUUUAUUUAUAUUAAGUACCUAGAUUUGGGGCAUUGUUCAUGUUAUUAAUCGUCGAACAAUUCUCAAUGAGAAAUGAAGUCAUUGUAGUUUUUGUCUUAAAUUAUCAGAGGUCAAACAAAAAAAUACUUGUGUGAAUAUACAGAUACUUUCCUAACGAUUAAUUAUAUUCCCUCCAGUUGAAACUGCUCCAAUAGACACUAUAUUGACAUAUACCUGUGAUAUAGUUUUACCGAUAGCAAUAUAACAGUCUUAUUGUAGCAACAGAUUCCAAACUGCUGUGAAAGAAUUUUUUAACAAGUAUUACAUUUGUGUGUGGAUUUGGUUGGUAUAUUAUUUGAAUUUUAUUUUGUGUUUUAUUUUUGAACUCACAAUUGAUUGCUGUAUAGACUGUAACGUUUAGGUACGGAGCCCCUGAAGGGAUUUAUGAUGAAAACAAAUGUACAUACGAAGUUAUAAUUUGAGUUCUUCAUUUAGAGCACUCAAAAGCAAUACGAGCACACAAAAUUAUUUGGCUGCUGUGCUUGAACUGUAAUUGCUCAAAAUAUUUUGUUGAGCACUUGCAAUAAAGAACUGAGAUGAUAUGUUGGUAUGUGAAUUUGCUUUCAUCAUUCGCCCUUUAGCGGCUCCAUACUUGGGUCCCAAUGCAUUUAGAGACUCUUGGUUUCACGUAAAUUAUUCCAUGUUGGAAUAUAUUUUUUAGAACACUUAAGUAUGAUGGAAAUAGUGGUACAUUACAAACAUGUAUUGCAAUAAUAUCUACCAACAAAAACAACUUAUUCAUACUUCCACUUGUUAUGAAGUUUGUGAUCUGACAAGACAUUGAAAGGAACUAGAUGCACCCGGUUAAAUCAAGCACUGUUCCUUUUUGAGUUUUCUUUUUCACAAGUUUUCCAGCAUUAUAGUUUCCAACAUUUUAAUAUUUACAAAGCAUAGUCUUACCUCCAUGUCAGUCAGUCUGAAAAUGGUUAUUUUGUUAAAUUUUAAUGUAUUUUUAACAAAAAUGAACAUUUUUCUAAUAGGGUUAGUCUCUAAUGUUGUCAUUUGAAUUAAUACCGAUGUGGGUUCCAUUACUAUUAGAUCUAAAACCUCAAAAUAAUAUCUAGAUUGAACGAGUUAAUUCCCCUCAACUAGUUUAUAGCAUCAGUUAUAAUUCAAGAAUCUGAAGCUACGUGAACCACUGGACCGACCGGAAUAAAGUUUCCAUCUACCUUGUCAUUUUCAAUAUUUAAUAGCUGAUUUUUUAGCAAUACUUGUAUUACCCAAAUGUUGACAUUAAGUUCGAAAAUAAAGACAACUUUUCAUGGUUGUUUGAUUGAGAUUUUA